GGCUUUGCCGAAGAAGAAGAAGCCAUAAUUGGGUCUGGACUCUGGAACAAUACUGUACGAGCUUCUUCUUGAAUGAUUGCGUUGUCAAAACGCACCGUUUCAUAGUACUUCUCUGGACUUACUCCACCUUCUCAUCGUAGACAGAGAUUGAGGCGGUGCUCUGAUGGCCGAGAAACCACAGCCGUUACGCGUACUCUACUGUGCGGUUUGCAGUUUGCCCGCUGAGUAUUGUGAAUUUGGUCCCGAUUUUGAAAAAUGCAAGCCCUGGUUGAUCCAAAACGCACCGGACCUGUAUCCCGAUCUCAUCAAAGAGGCAAAUGCCAAGGAAGCUAACAAGGUCGCCGAGCAGUUACAAUCCGCCGGUAUCUCAUCGAGCGGCGGUGACGGUGCUACUCCUUCAGGGGGUACUUCUGCACCUAAGGAAGAAGUAAAACGUCUUCCUGGUGGGAAGAUAAAGAAGAAGGAGAAGCAAGAAGUUGUUAUUGAAAAGGUCACACGUAACAAACGGAAAUGUAUCACCACUGUUAAAGGGCUAGACCUGUUUGGUGUUAAACUUAGCGAUGCAUCAAAGAAACUUGGGAAAAAGUUUGCUACUGGAGCCUCUGUUGUUAAGGGUCCAACUGAGAAGGAGCAAAUUGAUGUUCAAGGAGACAUAUCCUAUGACAUUGUGGAGUUCAUUACGGACACCUGGCCUGAUGUUCCAGAAACUGCAAUUUAUUUUAUUGAAGAUGGUAAGAAGGUCCCAGCUGCUUGAUUCCGAGUCAUAAAUACCAAGUGUUAGGAGAGUGGAGUCUUCCCCUUUGCUUGGCACUCUCCAAACUCAUUGCAGUCUCAAGGUAAAUGGACUGCUUAAUAGAGAAUCUAAUAUCCAAUGACAUUUGUCACUCGUUAAAUCCCUCUUUUCUUUGUUUCUGGAACUGAAAAAUGUCUUGGAAUAUGAUAGUGACAACUUGUACAGGCACAGUAUGUGUGCUGUUAUGCUUUUGUUUUUCUAUUAAAAGCUGGUGAGUUGAAUUCUUCACAAGUAAAAAGCUUUUUACCCUA
This is a messenger RNA of Manihot esculenta (cassava), 1044 nucleotides long. RefSeq names its product translation machinery-associated protein 22. Bases 164 to 754 code for a protein of 196 amino acids. The transcript has 7 exons. Gene Ontology annotation, biological process: formation of translation preinitiation complex; translation reinitiation. NCBI's taxonomy places the organism in Eukaryota, Viridiplantae, Streptophyta, Magnoliopsida, Malpighiales, Euphorbiaceae. Gene Ontology annotation, molecular function: translation initiation factor activity; mRNA binding. The record is from RefSeq and is a predicted model, not a curated record.